UCUGCAUCUUCCCAAGGAUAAUCUCCCCGUGGCCGGUGUCCGGGGUAGCUCUAUGGAUGGGUCAACUUCAAGACGUCCUCAUACCGGUCGGUUUGGGUUUGGUCGACACCCGCUUCUGCAAAUGGGUCUCGAAGGUCUACAAGUGCGCCGAGAGAUGCAAACACAGUGAGAAAAUACCUCCAGGUGUCGGCCUCGACGGUAAAUUUCGCCCUUUCGGUAGCCAACCGCAAAGCCUGGAAAUCGCGCAGUCCUUUCCGGAGCGCAUCCGACCCGAGCCGAAGUUUCCCAUCACCAAUGGCUCGCUGUAUACGAGCAUCGAUGGUAGGUUGCCGAUCAUCCACAACUAUCGCCGUACCAAAGACAGAAACGGGUGCAUCAAGACCAUGCCAGCGAAUUCGCUCAACGUCAACUUGCACUCGUCCCAUCUGCGGCGGCAGGAGUACGUCCGGCCUCGCCGAAUUCAACCCGUAAUGCAAGAGCCACCGCGAGCCUCGUGCGACAAGUGCGAGAUGCAAGGAGGCCCUCAGCCCUGCCAGGCGGCCCUCUCCGCCUUCGUGACUCAACCGAAUGUGCGCCGAGACGUUAGCUUCAGCAAGCAGCGCACCAUCGAACUGCGCAAGCGCAUCAGUGUCAGCGAGGACAGUCUUUACCAGCUCACGGUUCUGGACAGCAGGUCUCCGGUACUCUCCAAGUCCGACAUUAACCGACCGAGGCUCGUCAAGCGCAACAAGCUCGCCGGACGCAUGACGAAGAGUCAAGACUGCCUGAACGAUCUGCAGGUCGACCUGCACAAAUUCAGGCAGAAUCCCGAAGCCUUCCAGAAGCGGCAGGACUCCCGCCGGUCGGAGUGCGUGAGCUCGGACGAGGAGUACUUCACCGACAGCGUGACCGUCAACGACGCGAGCGGCGAGUACGACGAAUCCUCCCAGAGCAGCUACUCUAUAACCACCGAGGCGAAUUGCGACUUCGACUUCUACCAGAGCAAGGCAGUCGACGGAAUGCUGCUCGGUAAGGGUCGCGAGUCGGACGGUUACUCGAAAGGAGAUCCGGCGAAUUAUAGAACGUACGCCCGAGCUGACCUCAGGAUAACGAGGUCGAAUUCCAAAAGGUCACUGGAGAGCUUUCAGGCGUACGUCGAAGGGGAGAACGUGGUCCAGAAGAUUCAGCGCUCCAACUCGUUCAUGACGGUCGGCGAGCACGAUCGCAACGGACGUUAUGGCGGUACUCGCCGAACAACACCGAAGGUGUGCACUCAGAACAUUAAAUAUCUACAGGACGUCUACAACCAGAAUGACCUGGAGGAGAAGCAAUCGAAACCCGCCGCUUACAGCUUCAGCGUACCCGAUUUCAAGAAGAUUUUCAUCUCGGAGUAUAUUUAGUUGUUUACCGGUAGACCAACAUUCAAUUUCUUGGAUGACACCAUUGCUCUUUGUAAGAGGUUCCAGUAUACGUUAAAAUAAGUCUUAGUGUAGACUCGCUCCGUUGCAGUUGUACAUAUCAUGAUGUAAAUAAUAAUGACAAUAAAGUAACGGAGUUAUUGAAACUC
Molecule: messenger RNA, 1546 nt
Organism: Photinus pyralis (common eastern firefly)
Lineage: Eukaryota; Metazoa; Arthropoda; Insecta; Coleoptera; Lampyridae
Exons: 3
Coding region: 57-1379 (440 amino acids)
Source: RefSeq, a predicted model, not a curated record